This is a messenger RNA of Oncorhynchus masou masou (cherry salmon), 4167 nucleotides long. Its product is annotated as zinc finger protein 76-like. The record is from RefSeq and is a predicted model, not a curated record. The coding region runs from base 224 to 841 and encodes 205 amino acids. The transcript is spliced from 4 exons. Gene Ontology annotation, molecular function: DNA-binding transcription factor activity; RNA polymerase II cis-regulatory region sequence-specific DNA binding. NCBI's taxonomy places the organism in Eukaryota, Metazoa, Chordata, Actinopteri, Salmoniformes, Salmonidae. Gene Ontology annotation, biological process: regulation of transcription by RNA polymerase II.
GUGUAAACGGAAGUGAACAGUGACCAAGACAAAUUUCUACGUUAGCGUUUAUAUUGUUAAUUAGACAUGUAUUACACCAUGGAACUCAGAAUAUGAGUCAUUUAACUGCAGAGUAUCAUAAACUUAUCCCAUGUAGUCUUUCAUUCGCGUUGUAGACGGGCCUUGGUUGAUCGAUCUGUUAUCUAGGUAACGCUAACUAUCUAGCUGCUAAUGUUAGCUAACAAUGGCUAACUGUAUGGUUUUUCACACUCAAAUAGCCUCCAUCAUGGAGGUGUUAGCGAAUGCAGCUGUGGCAGAGGUCUGUAAACUGGUAGACGAUGACUAUGCAGUGUUUCGUUUGGAAAUAACUCAAAGCCAGAAAGAAAACAGCGCAUUGCGAAGGAAAGUACAGCUACUCGAACUGAAGAUGGUACGGGAACGCAUCCUCGCCACUCGCCCCGGUAGUGUCAAAAUCCUUGACCGAUACAGAGGAAUGGCAAGAGGAAAUCUCACUGGAGGCCACAGGAGCUUUGUGAAGCCAGCGGGACACAACACAUGGAAAGAUGACCAACCAAUCACUGUUGAUGAGGGGAGUGGAACCUCAACCAAGAAUGUUAUCGUGAUAGAGUCUGCAAAUGCAGAGGCUGCAGGUUCUGGGGUCAAGCUGGAGAGAUCUGAAGGAGAUGAGGACCCGCUGCACAGCAGAGACAUCCAGUCUGGAGCAGCUCAUGGAGUGGCGCUCCCUGUAGCCACCGAGGACUUCACCACCACUACUGCUGCGCCCCAGACCAGGACCCGAUGCAGCAUCACGGAGUCUGCAGUCCAUGAGGACCUGCUGAUAUCCGGUGUUGCUGGCACUUGAGGAGCGGGACACUAAUCUGGACCCCUAUAAGAAAUCCAGCUAUGCCCUCAGACGAACCAUCAAACAAGCAAAGUGUCAAUACAGGAUUAAGAUUGAAUCAUACUGCACCUUCUCUGACGCUCGUCGGAUGUGGCAGGGCUUGGAAACUAUUACGGACUACAAAUGGAAACCCUGCCGCGAGCUGCCCAGUGAUGCGAGCCUACCAGACGAGCUAAAUGCCUUUUAUUCUCGCUUCAAGGCAAGCAAUACAUAAGCAUGCACGAGAUUACCAGCUGUUCUGGAUGACUGUGUGAUAAUGCUCUCUGUAGCUGAUGUGAGCAAGAUCUUUAAACAGGUCAACGUUCACAAAGACACGGGGCCAGAUGGAUUACCAGGACGUGUACUCAAAGCAUGCGCAGACCAACUGGCAAGUGUCUUCACGGACAUUUUCAAUCUCUCCCUGACUGAGUCUGUAAUACCUACAUGUUUCAAGCAGACCACCAUGGUUCCUGUGCUCAAGGAAGUAAAGGUAACCUGCCUAAAUGAUUACCGCCCCGUAACAAUCAUGUCGUUAGCCAUGAUGUGCUUUGAAAGGCUGGUCAUGGCUCCCAUCAACAGCAUCAUCACAGAUACCCUAGACCCACUCCAAUUAGCAUACUGCCCUAAAGAUCCACAGAUGAUGCAAUCUCAAUCGUACUCCACACUGCCCUUUCCCACCUGGACAAAAGGAACACCUAUGUGAGAAUGCUAUUCAUUGACUCAUUGUGCCCACGAAGCUCAUCACUAAGCUAAGGACCCUGGGACUAAACACCUCCCUCUGCAACUGGAUCCUGGACUUCCUGACGGGCCGCCCCCAGGUGGUAAGGGUAGGCAACAACACGUCUGCCGCGCUGAUCCUCAACACUGGGGCCCCUCAGUGGUGUGUACUUAGUCCCCUCCUGUACUCCCUGUUCACCCACGACUGCGUGGCCAAACACCAUCAUUAAGUUUGCUGAUGACACAACAGUGGAAGGCCUGAUCACCGACAACAAUGAGACAGCCUAUAGGAACGAGGUCAGAGAACUGUCAGUGUGGUGCCAGGACAACAACCUCUCCCUCAAUAUGAGCAAGACAAAGGAGCUAAUCGUGGACUACAGGAAAAUUUGGGCCGAACAGGCUCCCGUUAACAUCAACGGGGCUGUAGUGGAGCGGUUCAAAAGUUUCAAGUUCCUUGGUGUCCAAAUCACCAAUGAUCUAUCAUGGUGCUAACACGCCAAGACAGUCGUGAGGAGGGCAUGACAAAACCUUUUCCCCCUCAGGAGACUGAAAAGAUUUGGUAUGAGUCCCCAGAUCUUCAAAAAGUUCUACAGCUGCACCAUCAAGAUCAUCCUGACCGGUAGAAUCACCGCCUGGUAUGGCAUCUGACCGUAAGACGCUACAGAGGGUAGUGCAUACGGCCCAGUACAUCACUGGGGCCAAGCUUCCUGCAAUCCAGGACCUAUAUAUUAGGUGGUUUCAGAGGAAAGCCCAUAACAUGGUCAGAGACUCCAGUCACCCAAGUCAUUGACUGUUUUCUUUGCUACAGAACGGCAAGCGGUACCGGAGCGCCAAGCCUAGGACCAAAAGGCUCCUCAACAGCUUCUACCCCCAAGCUAUAAGACUGCUGAACAAUUAAUCAAACAGCCACGGGAUUAUUACAUUGACACCCCCCCCCCCCUCCUCCAUUUGUUUUAUUGCUACUUGCUGUUUAUUAUCUAUGCAUAGUCACUUCACCCAUACCUAUAUGUACAAAUUGCCUUUAACCUGUACCCCCGCACACUGACUCUGUACCGCUACCCCUUGUAUAUAGCCUUGUUAUUGUUAUGUUAUUGUGUUACUUAUUUUUUACUUUAGUUUGUUUGGUAAAUGUUUUUUGUUGUUGUUUUUUAAAACUUUUUUACUCCUUUUUUCUCCCCAAUUUUGUGGUAUCCAAUUGGUAGUAGUUACAGUCCUGUCUCAUCGCGGCAACUCCUGUAUGGACUCGGGAGAGGCAAUGGUCGCGAGCCAAGCAUCCCCCGAAACACAACCCAACCGAGCCGCACUGCUUCUUGACACAACGCACAUCCAACCCGGAAGCCAGUCGCACCAAUGUGUCGGAGGAAACACUGUACACCUGGCGACCUGGUCAGCGUGCACUGUGCCCGGCCCGCCACAGGAGUCGCUAGUGCGCGAUGAGACAAGGAUAUCCCUGCUGGCCAAACCCUCCCUAGCCCGGACGACGCUAGGCCAAUUGUGUCGCGGCCAGCUGCAACAGAGCCUGGGCUCGAACCCAGAUUCUCUAGUGGCACAGCUAGACCACUGCGCCACCCUGGAAGCCCUUGUAAAUAUUUUCUUAACUCUUCUUGAAAUGUACUGUUGGUUAAGGGCUUGUAAGUAAGCAUUUCAGGGUAACUUGUUGUAUUUGGCGCAUGUGACAAAGUUUGAUUUGAUUUUCCUCUCCUGAAAACCCUGAGCAGUCGAGAGAUGGUGAACUCAGAAAUUGAACCUGAGAAAAAUGAUUUGUAAGAUCCUGCGCUAAGAGGUGAGGUGAAGUCUUCCAAGCCUCAACCGAAUCACCAGGAAAAUACUAGAGAUGACUUGGGCCCAGUGGGAGUACAAUUCUUGAGGAGAAUGCUAACAGAUACAUUGUGAUAUAGCUAGUUAGCAUUGGCUUGCGAAACUAGCUCUAACUUCCAUACUGCACAUAAAAAUGGUAUCCACUAGUUCAUCUGCCUGGGGAAGUAGUAUCCUGAAGUAUCCCUUUAAAUUGUACUGUACAGAUGGAAUGGAAAUCCCAGGAGAUUGAAUUGGUAGUAGCAGCAGAUAAGUUUUUGGGUGUCAUAUUUGAAUGUAGAAGGAACUACGGGGGUUUUGAGAGAAGGGGUUCCAGCCUCCCAGACUGAUGGUGUUGAUGUAGGACCUGUUAGGGCCAAAGUAGUGUGAAGGGGUGGUGGAGUGUGUUGGGGGAUAAUGCUAUAUAGAGAGCAAUUUUAAUGGUGUCUUUUCAUAGGCUCUAAAACCCUCCAUGGUUUGUUGUACAAAGCCUAUAGGGAAAUUAAUGGAGUUUUUGUAGGGUUUUUGGAUAAAUGCCGGAAAUAAGGUGUGUGGUAAACACAGGUUGUGUCUGAAUACCCAUACCAGUGUACUAUAUACUUAAACUGCAUGGUAUGUACUCAUCUCAGUGCUAGAGGCGUCACUACAGACCCUGGUUCGAUUCCAGGCAGUAUCACAACCAGCCGUUAUUGGGAGUCCCAAAGGGCGGCUCACAAUUGGCCCAGCGUCGUCCAGGUUAGGCCAUCAUUGUAAAUAAGAAUUUGUUCUUAACAGACUUGCCUAGUUAAAUAAAGGUA